AUGAUGAUGGAUGAAAAACGUCAUGUUCGUAUACGUGAACAUGUACAUAAACAUGAUGGGGUGAUUAAUCAAAUUGAAUUUCAAUUUACUGAAGAUUCGUCUGGUGAUGACAAAUUAGAACGUUACUAUAGUUUGUGGUUAACACGCGAUCAUUACAAUAAAGCGAUACGACAUUUUCGUCAACUGGACCCAUUAACAUUUCAGGAAUAUAUCGAUACAUUAAGACCAUUGAUUGCUGGUCACUGCUGUCAAGAAAAUGAAUUAAGACGAGCAUUCGCCAUAAUAGAUGAAAAUCGAAGUGGAGCAAUUGAAGUACAAGAAUUAUAUAAUUUUGUCGGUAUCAUCGGUCGAUCAACAACAGAAGAGAAAUUAUUACAAUUUAUUGAGCGAGUUAGUCAAGUACCUGGACAAAUGGAUUAUAAUGAAUUCAAACAUUUUGUUAGACUAGGUCAUGGACGUGAAAUGCUUGUACAUAUUAGUAUGGAGCAAUGA
This is a messenger RNA of Didymodactylos carnosus, 492 nucleotides long. NCBI's taxonomy places the organism in Eukaryota, Metazoa, Rotifera, Eurotatoria, Philodinida, Philodinidae. The record is from the annotation of a GenBank genome assembly.